AUGUCUGAGAGCCUUCAUGCCCUCGAUGGUUUGACAGUGGGACAGAACUUCGUCCUCACGGACUCACCGGAAGCUCGUUUCGAAGUCUGUGAGUCUGAGCUGGACCCAGGCCGUCCUGAUGGCCACAUUUGGAUCAUUAUAACUCCUGGAGCACCUGACCUGCAGCUCAAGUGCUUGCCGUACUCUGUACCAGAGACGUCGUCCACCAAGCGUAAACCCAGUCGAGCAAAUACUUGCAAUGGUCCUCUUGUAUCAGCGUUACCCCAUUCGUCCUUUCAGAGCUCCUCUCAGUCCUCGGUCAGUUACGCUGCCUACAAUGCCAAGCUCAACAGAAGAGAUGGAGCAGGAGGCUGGUCCCCCAUGGUGACUGACCAAGAGCCCUGGCUCCAGGUGGACCUCAGGGAGCAGAUGGAGGUGACGGCUGUCGCCACACAGGGACGUUAUGACAGCUGGGACUGGGUCAGCAGUUACCUGCUGCUCUACAGUGACACGGGCCGAACCUGGAAACAGUACAGGCAUGAGGACGGAGUCGGGAGGUUUGUCGGGAACGUUAAUUCAGAGGCCGUUGUCCAGAACAAACUGUCCCACCCAGUGAGAACACGCUUCCUGCGUUUCGUCCCUCUCGACUGGAACCCCAGCGGCUGGAUGGGCCUCCGAGUGGAGGUGUACGGCUGCUCCUACAAGUCGUACGUGGCAGACUUCGACGGCAGAAGCUCACUGCUGUAUCGGUUCAACCAGAAGUCCAUGUCGACGGUGAAGGACGUGAUCUCUCUGCGGUUCAAGAGCCAUCAGGCCGAAGGUGUUUUGCUGCACGGAGAGGGGCAGAGGGGAGAUUACAUCACCCUGGAGCUUCACCGGGGAAGACUGGACCUCUACCUCAACUUAGACGACAGCAGGCUGAGGUUCAGCAGCGGCCGUGUUGCUGUCACUGUGGGCAGUCUGCUGGACGACCAGCACUGGCACUCCGUUCACAUAGAGCGCUUCAACAAGCAGGUUAACCUCACAGUGGACUCCCACACACAGCACUUCCAAACCAAAGGAGAAGGACACUCGCUGGAGGUGGAUUAUGAGCUGAGUUUCGGAGGCAUCCCGCUACCCGGUAAACCCGGCACCUUUCUGAGGAAGAACUUCCACGGCUGCAUGGAAAACCUCUACUACAACGGAAUCAAUAUCAUAGACCUGGCAAAGAGACGCAAGCCACAGAUACACAGUGUGGGCAACGUGACCUUCUCGUGCUCGCAGCCCCAGCUGGUGGCUUGCACCUUCCUGAGCUCCAGCAGCAGCUUCCUGUCGCUUCCAUCAGCGGCGGCGUCUGCCACGGGGGGCUUCUCCGUUCGCUUCCAGUUCAGGACGUGGAAUCCAGAUGGGCUGCUGCUUUCCGUGCAGCUGAACCCGGAGCCCCAGAGACUGGAGCUGCAGAUCAGCAACACCAGACUGCAUCUGACCCUUCACAGCUCAGGACAACAGAAGUCAGAGGUCUCCACUGGUCACAGGGUGAGUGAUGGGCUGUGGCACUCAGUGAGUCUGGACACGAGGAAUCUGCAGAUCGCUCUGACCGUGGACGGUCAGCCAUGCUCCACAACUGAACUGUGGGAACAAGCGGAAGCAAGAGGCAACUUUUACUUUGGAGGCUGUCCCACCAUGGACUGCCAGGUCCCCACUCCGACCUUCCAGGGGUGCAUGCGGCUCAUAAUCAUCAACACCCAGCAAAUGAAUCUAAGUCACGUGCAGCAAGGAUUGUUGGGAAAUUAUAAUGAGCUUCAUUUUGACACCUGCAACAUAAGAGACAGGUGCCUUCCUAACCUGUGUGAACACGGAGGCCGCUGCUCCCAGACGUGGGGCUCCUUCUCCUGCGACUGCUCGGGAACAGGAUACUCCGGAGCGACCUGUCACAACUCCAUUUACGAGUCGUCCUGCGAGGCCUACAAGCUGAUUGGCAGCUCCUCGGGCUUCUACUCCAUUGAUCCAGAUGGGAGUGGUCCCCUGGGGCCCACACAGGUAUACUGCAACAUGACAGAGGAGAAGGUGUGGACGGUCGUGGCCCACAACAUCUCAGCUGCAGUCACAGUCCAGAGCUCCUCGCCUCAGAAACCUCACAUCAUGAGGUUCAACUACAGCGCCUCGGCCGAGCAGCUACGCGCCAUCGUGUCGGGGUCAGAGCAGUGCCAGCAGGAAGUGGUGUACAACUGCAGGAAGUCCCGUCUCUUCAAUACAAAAGAUGGCAGUCCGCUGUCCUGGUGGCUGGACCGCGAAGGAGAGAGGAGGAGUUACUGGGGAGGCUUCCUGCCCGGGGUCCAGCAGUGCUCCUGCAGCCUGGAGGAGAACUGCAUCGACAUGAACUACUUCUGCAACUGCGACGCCGAUACAGACGCAUGGGCUAAUGACACGGGAAUCCUCUCCUAUAAAGACCACCUACCAGUCAGCCAGAUCGUGAUUGGAGACACCAACAGAUCGGGCUCGCAAGCCAUCUACCACAUCGGUCCUCUGCGUUGUUAUGGAGACAAGUCUAUAUGGAACGCAGCCUCCUUCUACCAGGAGUCGUCGUACCUCUACUUCCCCACCCUGCAGGCAGAGCUCGCCUCUGAUAUCUCCUUUUACUUCAAGACCAGCGCUCCUUCAGGAGUGUUUCUCGAGAACCUGGGCCUCAAAGACUUCAUCAGAGUGGAGCUCAGCUCUCCCUCAGUGGUGACUUUCUCCUUUGAUGUGGGAAACGGUCCGGCGGUCCUGUCCGUGAAGUCACACCUCCCCCUGAAUGACAGGCAGUGGCACUACGUGAGGGCAGAGCGCAACGUGAGGGAGGCCUCCCUGCAGGUCGACCAGCUUCCCCUCCGCUUCCUGGACGCUCCGGCUGACGGACACCUCCGCUUACGCCUCAGCAGCCAGCUGUUCAUAGGGGGGACGGCGUCCCAGCAGAGAGGUUUCCUGGGCUGCAUCAGGACUCUGACCGUCAACGGCGUGAGCUUCGACCUGGAGGAGAGGGCCAGGAUGACGCCCGGGGUGAGCUCGGGUUGUCCCGGCUACUGCAGCGGCUCCAGCAGCCUCUGCCACAACAGAGGGAGGUGCAUCGAGAAGAGCAACGGCUACGUGUGCGACUGCUCCCAGUCCGCCUACGGGGGCACCACCUGUAACCAAGAGGUGUCGGUGUCCUUCGACAGAGAGUCCUCGGUGACCUACACCUUCCAGGAGCCUUUCUCAGUGAUGCAGAACAGGAGCUCGCAGGCCACCAGUGUUUCCACAGAGAGCAGCAGCAGGGCCAGAGAGGACGUCGCCUUCAGCUUCGUCACCUCCCAGAGGCCGGCCAUGCUGCUGACCGUCAGCACCUUCAGCCAUCAGUACAUCGCCGUCAUCCUGGCCAAAAACGGGAGUCUGCAGAUCUGGUAUCACCUUCAGACAGACAGGAGUCCAGAUGUGUUCAGCCCCGCUCUCAGCAACCUGGCAGACGGGCGUCUCCAUCGGAUCAGGAUCCACAGAGUCGGCAAAAACCUCUACGUUCAGAUCGACCAGGACAUCCACAGAAAGUAUAUGCUGUCAUCUGAUGCAGAGUUGAUCUUAAUCAGAUCCUUGACAUUGGGCAAAGUCACCAGGAGGGAGAACCUCAACGAGGAAGUGAUGCAAGCGGCUUCUAAAGGUUUCAUUGGCUGCCUCUCCUCGGUCCAGUUCAAUCACGUGGCGCCGCUGAAGGCAGCGCUGACGAACCGGGGAAGCUCACUGGUCACCAUCCGCGGUCCACUGGUUCAGUCAAAUUGUGGAGCUCUGGCAGAGUCCACUUCACACACUCUGCAAGAUCAAGCAGUAACAGCCAAUAAAGAUAAAGAGCCGCGUGGCAAUGGCACCCAGAAGGAUUUGGCAGUGAUCGCAGGUGUGGUCACGGCCGUGGUUUUCAUCGCCGUGUGCGCUCUGGCCGUGAUGAGCCGCCUCCUCUACCAGCAGCGGCAGGCCCAGGCGAGCGGCGGCGGCGGCGGCGGCGGGAGCAGCGGCAGCAUCAAAGAGGAGCACAGACACAGCAUGUACACAGACUACAGGACAGAGCUGCACCUCCACAACUCAGUCAGGGACAACAUGAAGGAGUACUACAUCUGA
Molecule: messenger RNA, 4080 nt
Organism: Seriola dumerili (greater amberjack)
Lineage: Eukaryota; Metazoa; Chordata; Actinopteri; Carangiformes; Carangidae
Gene: cntnap5
Product: contactin associated protein like 5
Exons: 26
Coding region: 1-4080 (1359 amino acids)
Source: RefSeq, a predicted model, not a curated record